GAAACAGUUGCAAAACUCUGAUCUAUAAGAAGCAGCAGAUGCUUGUAAGCACUGCCCCCUCUAAAGUCUCCUCCAAGCUGCAGUCCAUCCUGACUUUGAACUAUAUUGCCACUCCUUCACUAUUAUUCGGUCAAAAUUCUGGAACUCGCUUCCUAACAGCUGUCUGCAUGUGCACCUCAAAGCCAAGCCAAUUUGGGGAAUGGGCAUUAAGCACUGGCCUAAUCAGUGACCCACACAUUCCAUGCAUGAACUUUUGUUUAAAAAUCCAUUGUAGGCAGUACUGCAGAGAUAUGUUGGAUUGCUCCCGAGAAUGAGGAUUUUCCUAACAGAGGGCUUGAAUAUCUGGGUUCUCUGGAGGUCAGAAGAAUGAGAGUGAUGUAUGGAUCCUGGUUUGACCACAUCAGAGAUUGGUAUAGCCAUAAGGAUGAACUCAACAUGUUGUUUGUAACAUAUGAGGAUAUGCAGAAAGAUAUCAGAAGCGUGAUAGGAAAAGUUGCAUCUUUUCUUAAUAAAAAGCUGGAUGGCGAAACCUUGGAGUCAAUUGUGGAUCGUUGCACCUUUGCAUAUAUGAAAACAAACCCUGCAACAAACUACCAAGCUGCAUUGAAGCAUAUCAAUCAUGACAUUGGCCAUUACUUUAGAAAGGGGACUGUUGGAGACUGGAAGAAUCACUUUCUUGUGGCUCAGAAUGAGUGGUUUGAUUUCAUCUACGAGAAGAGGAUGGCAGAAUUUCCUCUGAAGUUUGUCUAUGACCUCUCGUCUGUCUCACAUGAGCAGUAAUUGGAAAAUUUCAGAAAUAUUGCAGCCAGCUCAACCUUGUAAUCAAGAAAUGAGAGGCAGGAAUACGGGGAAUUAAAGACCAUUCAAAAUCAGUUGUAGAAUCAUAGAGAUGUACAGCAUGGAAAAAGACCCUUCGGUCCAACUCAUCUACGCUGACUAAAUAUCCUAAAUUAAUCUCGACUCAUUUGCCAGCAUUUGGCCCCAUCCUCAACUCUUUUUAUUCAUAUUACCAUCCAGAUGUCUUUUAGAAAAUUCCUGUAAACUAGUAUUCUGAAUGUAGGAACAGGGCACUUAGAUAAACAUAAUACUAUUGGCUGAAAUUCACAUUGAUUCAUGAAAGAGAAAUCCUGCUUGGCAGUUCAAUUAAAAGUUUUUUUUUCAAGUUUAAUUUGAAGGAUCAAUGAGGGGAAAUCAGUUGAUGUAGUGUAACUGGAUAUUCAAAACACUCGAAGGUGCCACACAAUAACAUCACAAGAUUAGAGUUCAUGAAGUUGGUGGUAGCAUGUUAACAUGAAUUGAGAAUUGGUUAAGAGACAGAAAACACAAUAAAUGGGUAUUUUUUGAGUUCAGGAGCUGUAACUAGCAGGGUUUUGAGAGGAUCAGUGUUGGGGUUUCUGCUUGCAAUCAGUGUCAAUAACUUGGAUAAGCUAUUCAUUAUAAAAUGCCUCAAUAUCCCAAGAAACCUUAGAAAUUUGGGAAAAUAAGGUGUGAGGAGGACAUGAGGCUACAAAGUGAUGUCAACAAGUGACUUUAAUGAUCCAGACCAUAACUAAUGGCGUAUAAAGUGGGAAUCGUCCACUUUGGUAGGAAAAAGAGAAACCGGGUAUUUUCUGCACAGUUAAAGACUGGAAAGUGGUGGUUUUCAGUGAGGCCUGUGUGUCUUUGCACUAAUCAUAGAAAUUUGACAUGCAAGUACAGUAAAUGUAAUUUGACGUUGAACUACACGGCAUAAUAUAAUCAAGCAGAGUGAGUGUGGCUUCAGGAAGGAAAAAUCAUGCCUGACCAAUUUAAUAGAAUUCUUUGAAGAGGGAACAAGCAGGAUAGAUAAAAGGAAAGCCAGUAGAUGUAUUAUCUUUGGAUUUUGAAAAGCGUUAAGAUGAUACUGCAUACGUUAGGCUACUUAAGAGAGUCUGUGUUGUUGGGGGUACUAUAUUAACAUGGAUGAAAGUUUAGUUAACUUAAAGAAGAUGGAGUUUUCAGCUUGUAACUAGCGGAAUACCACGGCUGGAAUACCACAGUAAUCAUUGCUGGAGCCACAAUUGAAAUGAUUUAACCUCCAGUAACCACAAUCAUAAUUGUGCUAGGUAUGUGUCCAGUGAGCAGAGAGUCCACCCUGGGUAUUGCAUUUAACCUUUUCUAUGUUCAAUACAGAGUAGAACUUCUGCUUAUUGAAUUGCUUGAGCGUAUAGUUUUGACUUCUGGCUUCAGUUACUUUUUGAGUACCAGAGGAAGAGGAUACGAGGCUGAAUUGGCAGCUUACCUGAGACCCUCCAUCUCUUUCUCCAAGUUGCUGGCUGGAAAGAAGCCUACACUUUGCCAGCAAGAAGGAAAACUGCUAGCCCAGCUGAACAAGGAAACUACUUCAAGACACUGACCUCAUGGCAGUUGUAUGUCGUGUGAAUGGCAAUUUGUAAACUAUCUUCUCUCCUGCCAUCCUAAUUUCCACAUGCAUGCGCAUGUGAAUGAAGUAGCAAACCAAUUACCCGCACUUUCAAUGAUUUGUUAAUAAGCCUAAUCACUGAUUUCCUCUUGAAGGAUUUUGCUGUGGAUUUAUUUGAAAAUUUGCUAAAAUGUUCAAUAUAUCUAUAAUGUAUUUUCCUAACCUCAAUCCUUGGAUGAAAUGAAAACUUGGCUUGAAAGCAUGUGUUGGUACAAGUUAGCAAAUUACACAAUAAAAAGAGUAAGAAAUACAUGCA
Molecule: messenger RNA, 2696 nt
Organism: Rhincodon typus (whale shark)
Lineage: Eukaryota; Metazoa; Chordata; Chondrichthyes; Orectolobiformes; Rhincodontidae
Product: amine sulfotransferase-like
Exons: 4
Coding region: 367-780 (137 amino acids)
Biological process (GO): sulfation
Cellular component (GO): cytoplasm
Molecular function (GO): sulfotransferase activity
Source: RefSeq, a predicted model, not a curated record